This is a messenger RNA of Rhopalosiphum padi (bird cherry-oat aphid), 1923 nucleotides long. RefSeq names its product rab5 GDP/GTP exchange factor (gene Rabex-5). Gene Ontology annotation, biological process: vesicle-mediated transport. Lineage: Eukaryota; Metazoa; Arthropoda; Insecta; Hemiptera; Aphididae. The record is from RefSeq and is a predicted model, not a curated record. The transcript is spliced from 11 exons. Gene Ontology annotation, cellular component: endocytic vesicle; cytosol. Gene Ontology annotation, molecular function: guanyl-nucleotide exchange factor activity; small GTPase binding; zinc ion binding. The coding region runs from base 175 to 1866 and encodes 563 amino acids.
UUUCAGAAAUUUAGUAUCAAUAGUGUCUCGGUGUUCGCUGUCCAGUGUAAAUUUGUACAAUAUUGUAUUUUGUUUAUUCUAGUUUUUCGGUAUAACAGUAAAUAAUAACUUUUAUAACUACUACAAUUAAAAAUAAUAUAUUAACAACCAAGUACUAGUUCGUUUAUCAACAAAAUGAUGUCAUUUAAAAAAGGAAAUUUUCGCAUUGGAGAAGCUGAAUUAAAAUGUAAAAAAGCAAAUGGAUGUGAUUAUUACGGUAAUCCACAAUGGGAUGGCUUUUGUUCAAAAUGUUAUAAAGAUAUACAAAAACAUAGGCGGAUGAAUGCUUCUCCUAAAAAAGUACCAAUUAACAAGAGUAGUACAAAACAAGAUUUAAAAAAAGUUGGUUUAACUGAAAAAAAAUCUAAAUUGUCAUACUUGAAAAUGUUUAAUACUAUUAAAUCCAAAGAUGAAAUAUCUGAAAAAUCUAAAAAAGAUUAUGAUCCACUUAUUGCAAAGAAAUUGGAUCAAGUAGAUGCAGAAUAUUUAUCUAUUUUGUCUGAAACAAAAUCCUUGCGCACCGAAUUAAAAAAACAAAUUCGCAAUUUUUGUCAAAUGAUGAUGAUGUCACAUUUACAAAGCCCUGUUGAUAUUCAGUCUGAACACACUCAACAUUUCUAUCAAAAUAUUCUGGAUAUGUUGAAUAAUAAUUAUUCUUAUGAUGAAUUGAGUCAUGAAAAGAAAGAAAAAAUUUUGGAUUAUACAGAAAAAUACUCUAUGAUAAAAUUAUACAAGUUUUUGUUCUGUAUGACUUUAGCUGAUGAAGAGGAAGAUUUAGCUAUACAGAAACGGAUCCGUCAGUUAAAUUGGGUGAAUGCUAAACAUUUAGACUGUGAUAUUGACAAGACUAAUGCUCAAAUUAUUGAAUUAGUAUAUAAAGCAAUUCUAGAAUUAUUAGAUAUGGAUUCAGCUACAGCACCACAAGACAAACUGGCAUGUGUUGUUAGAUGUUGUCGACAUAUAUUUGGAGUCUUGCAAGGUGGAAACAAUGGAAUGAAAGGACCAGCAUCUGCUGAUGAUUUCUUACCUGUCCUCAUAUUUGUGGUUCUCAAAGCAAAUCCUGUAAGACUUAAGUCUAAUUUGCAUUAUGUGACUAGAUUUUGUAAUGCUUCAAGGCUGAUGUCUGGAGAAGCUGGAUAUUAUUUUACCAACCUGUGUUGUGCAGUAUCAUUUAUUGAAAAUAUUAAUGCAGAACUUCUUAGUAUGAAUACUGAAGAAUUUGAGCAGUACAUGAAUGGAACAUUAGUAUCUGAUACCUGGGAUUCUGCGUUAAUUAUAUGCGAAGGAAUGCAUCAAAUGUUUGAACAGUUAGCAUUAUUAGCAGAUUUAAAAAGAAGAAAUAUAAUGAUUGUUGAUGAUGCAUUAAAACUUAAGAACGAAAUGUCUAAUUUUAAGGAUAAUUUUAUGGACCAAUUUGCAGUAUUAAAAGAAGUAUAUACUAUUAUUGAUGAUUGUGAUGAAUCAAAUAAAAACAUUGCUGUUAGUAUUGAUGAUUAUGACCCUAUUUGUUCCAGUUUAUCCCCAUGGACUAUGACACCACAGGUUAUUCAACCUGCAGAAAGAACUCGUACAAGUUCUUCUUGUACAGAUGUCGAUUCUUGGGACAUCCAUUCUGCUGAAACAGUAUCAUUGCAUUCGUUAGAUGCUUGUUUUAAUAUGCCACAGGAAAAUAAUGAAAUUGCUGGAAGUAGUUUAGAACCUACAAUAAACGUACAACCACAGUUAGAUGAAAUUCAGGAAAUAUCUAUACAAGGAUGGCAAAUACCUAGUAUACCAUGUGAAACUGGAGGAAAAGAAAUUACUAAUUCUAAAAUGAAUACGCAAUAAGUAUAAUUAUUGUAUUAAAUUUUUAAUAUAAAAUGUUGUUAAUAAUAUAUAUAUAUA